AUGGACCUUUGGACUUCGGUUGUGAGUGUGUUUCUACUUGGAGCGUUCCUGGGUUGUUCCGCCAGCAGCACGGUGGCUGACAGCGCGGGCAGGAAAAAGGGGUUCCAGAUCUGCAGUGUGCCCAUUCUGAUUGGCUCCAUUCUCUGUGCCAUGGCGUCCUCUCUUUCUCUGGUCGUCACCGGCCGGUUCCUGCUGGGCUUUGGAUUGGGCAUGGCCAUCCCCAUCAUGGCGCUCUACAUUCCCGAGAUCUCACCACCGCAGCAGAGAGGCACGUUUGGCGCUAUCCCCCAAGUCCUCACAUGCUCCGGCAUUCUGGCCGCCCUGCUUGCUGCCGCUCUCCUGCCCACCUCAUCGUGGCGCAUGUGCUUUUGGAUCGCUGCAGUGCCAGCAGCUCUCUUCUGCAUGGCGUGUGAAUUCCUGGUGGACAGCCCCAGGUGGCUGGCGCAGCAUGGCAAGUGGGCAGAAGCAACAGCAGCAGUAACUCAGCUACUGGGCGAGGCGAAGGUGAAAGAGACCAUGGAUGAUCUGCUCCACUCGUUUGGGGGAAGAGGCAGCAGGGCGCAUGGCGCGGGCGGCCCUCCUUUCCCUGCAGCAACUCAGCGGCCCUCCUUUCCCUGCAGCAACUCAGCGGCCCUCCUUUCCCUGCAGCAACUCAGCGGCCCUCCUUUCCCUGCAGCAACUCAGCGGCCCUCCUUUCCCUGCAGCAACUCAGCGGCCCUCCUUUCCCUGCAGCAACUCAGCGGCCCUCCUUUCCCUGCAGCAACUCAGCGGCCCUCCUUUCCCUGCAGCAACUCAGCGGCCCUCCUUUCCCUGCAGCAACUCAGCGGCCCUCCUUUCCCUGCAGCAACUCAGCGGCCCUCCUUUCCCUGCAGCAACUCAGCGGCCCUCCUUUCCCUGCAGCAACUCAGCGGCCCUCCUUUCCCUGCAGCAACUCAGCGGCCCUCCUUUCCCCGCAGCAACUCAGCGGCCCUCCUUUCCCCGCAGCAACUCAGCGGCCCUCCUUUCCCUGCAGCAACUCAGCGGCCCUCCUUUCCCUGCAGCAACUCAGCGGCCCUCCUUUCCCUGCAGCAACUCAGCGGCCCUCCUUUCCCUGCAGCAACUCAGCGGCCCUCCUUUCCCCGCAGCAACUCAGCGGCCCUCCUUUCCCCGCAGCAACUCAGCGGCCCUCCUUUCCCUGCAGCAACUCAGCGGCCCUCCUUUCCCUGCAGCAACUCAGCGGCCCUCCUUUCCCCGCAGCAACUCAGCGGCCCUCCUUUCCCUGCAGCAACUCAGCGGCCCUCCUUUCCCUGCAGCAACUCAGCGGCCCUCCUUUCCCUGCAGCAACUCAGCGGCCCUCCUUUCCCUGCAGCAACUCAGCGGCCCUCCUUUCCCUGCAGCAACUCAGCGGCCCUCCUUUCCCUGCAGCAACUCAGCGGCCCUCCUUUCCCUGCAGCAACUCAGCGGCCCUCCUUUCCCUGCAGCAACUCAGCGGCCCUCCUUUCCCCGCAGCAACUCAGCGGCCCUCCUUUCCCCGCAGCAACUCAGCGGCCCUCCUUUCCCUGCAGCAACUCAGCGGCCCUCCUUUCCCUGCAGCAACUCAGCGGCCCUCCUUUCCCUGCAGCAACUCAGCGGCCCUCCUUUCCCUGCAGCAACUCAGCGGCCCUCCUUUCCCCGCAGCAACUCAGCGGCCCUCCUUUCCCCGCAGCAACUCAGCGGCCCUCCUUUCCCUGCAGCAACUCAGCGGCCCUCCUUUCCCUGCAGCAACUCAGCGGCCCUCCUUUCCCCGCAGCAACUCAGCGGCCCUCCUUUCCCUGCAGCAACUCAGCGGCCCUCCUUUCCCUGCAGCAACUCAGCGGCCCUCCUUUCCCUGCAGCAACUCAGCGGCCCUCCUUUCCCUGCAGCAACUCAGCGGCAUCAAUGCUGUGUUCUUCUUCUCCUCUCACCUCUCAUGCUUAUCGCCCUGCCCUCCCCCCUUCUUGUCCACAACCCCCUCCAGUGGUCACCAUAGGAGCAGCCCUCUUUGCGCUCCAGCAGCUCAGCGGCAUCAAUGCCGUGUUCUUCUUCUCCUCUCACCUCUUCAAAUCGGCCGGCAUUCAGUCUGGCGCCCUGGCCAGCGUUGCCAUGGGCACACUCAACCUAGUGGCUUCUCUGGUGUGUUCUGCUCUCAUCGACCGUGUUGGGAGGAAGGCGCUCAUCACAGGAAGCUUUGUUGGUAUGGGUUUAUGCAUGGCGGUGCAGGCAGCAGCGCAGGUGCUACCAUGGAUGGCGCCUGUGGCUCCGCUCAUCACUCCCACUGCCACCCUUGUCUACGUGGCGUGUUUCACCAUGGGAGCCGGGCCUGUGCCGGGCCUGAUGCUGCCUGAGAUGCUGCCGAACCACAUCCGAGCCAAGGGCAUGGCCUUUGCCAUGUGUGUGCACUGGGUCUUCAACUUCAUGGUCGGUUUCUCCUUCCUCCCCCUGAUGGUUCGUUUCGGCCCAGCCACCCUCUUCUCAUUCUUCGCAUGCGUAUGCUUUGCCGGUGCACUCUUCACCGCCACGUCUCUUGUAGAAACAGCGGGUCGUUCUUUAGAGGAGAUAAGAGGAGCAGCUUCUGCCUCCAGCCUAGGGAGGGCAUACAUACAAGUGUUUACACAUGUUCCUACCAUAUGCUUCUACCCGUGA
Closterium sp. Yama58-4 is the source of this 2640-nucleotide messenger RNA. The record is from the annotation of a GenBank genome assembly. NCBI's taxonomy places the organism in Eukaryota, Viridiplantae, Streptophyta, Zygnematophyceae, Desmidiales, Closteriaceae.